Molecule: messenger RNA, 2518 nt
Organism: Megalopta genalis
Lineage: Eukaryota; Metazoa; Arthropoda; Insecta; Hymenoptera; Halictidae
Gene: muc
Product: dihydrolipoamide S-acetyltransferase muc
Biological process (GO): pyruvate decarboxylation to acetyl-CoA
Cellular component (GO): pyruvate dehydrogenase complex
Molecular function (GO): dihydrolipoyllysine-residue acetyltransferase activity
Source: RefSeq, a predicted model, not a curated record
CUUCCGUCAGAAAGUAGCAGUGUCCGUUCUAUUUUAUCAAUGACACUGUCGGUCAUAAGGCCGUCUAACCUUAACGGGAUUCAUCGUCUGAACUUUUUCUUGCGGCACAAAAUCACUUCCAUAGAUAAUCGUUUCAGUGUUCCCUUGUGCGUGUUUCAAUCCCCGCCAACGAUGAAUCCCCCCUUUUGAAAAAGCACCUUUAAACUCGAAGCCACGUGACCUUGCAGACGACCUCUAAUUUGGUGCUCAUAUCGUCCGUUACUAGUCGUGUUUCGUGAUAACACCUAACACACCGUUGACACGCUCGUGGACGUCGCCGUGCGAGGUGUUAAACCGAACCAUUUCCACUAUCUCCGUCAUCGAAUUCCCAUCGACUUGCUACGAAAAAAGUAGUAAAGGAUCUACGAAGCAUCCGAGAUUAUGAUACGAACCACGAGCAGUCUACGUAAUGAAUUGGCACGCGUUAUACUACGAAGUUCCGUGCGGACGAACAUCGUAAGAUCCGUGGUCAUACGAUGUCUUCACAGAAAACAUCUUCAAAGGGUUCAGGUUCACAAUAAUGUACGCCUCACGGUUGCACCAUGGAAGCAACAGUUCAGGUUUUAUGCUGACUACCCCGAUCAUGUCAAAGUACAACUGCCUGCACUGUCUCCUACCAUGGAGACGGGCACCAUCAUUAGUUGGCAAAAGAAAGAGGGCGACAAGCUGAAUGAAGGUGAUUUGCUGGCAGAAAUUGAAACUGAUAAGGCAACAAUGGGUUUUGAGACUCCUGAGGAAGGAUACCUGGCAAAAAUUGUUGUGGCUGCAGGAACAAAAAAUGUUCCAAUUGGCAAACUUGUGUGUAUAAUUGUUUCUGAUGAAGGCAGUGUAGCUGCUUUCAAAGACUUCAAAGAUGACUCUCCAGCUGCUCCACCCCCAGCAGCUGCUGCUGCUGCGCCAGCAGCACCCUCUCCUGCACCAUCCGCCCCACCUUCAGCUCCUGCAGCACCACCGUCACCAAUGGCUGCUAAACUACCUGCAGUCUCUGGAGAGAGGAUAUAUGCUAGUCCAUUGGCCAAGAGGCUUGCUGCUGAGAAAGGCCUCAGUUUACAGGGUCUAAAAGGAUCUGGAUUAUACGGUUCUAUUACAUCCAAAGAUUUAGCGGGCGCUGGGCCAGCAAUUGCUGGCAUCCAACCUGGAAUGGCAAUGGGUGCUCCAGGAGGGAUAGAUGUGCCCGUGUCUAAUAUCCGAGCAGUAAUCGCAAAACGUCUCCUAGAAAGUAAACAGGCUAUCCCACAUUAUUAUUUAUCAGUAGAUGUAAAAAUGGACGCGGCAUUAGCAAUGCGAGAACAAUUUAACAAAAUGAUGGAGAAGGAGAAGGUAAAGGUCAGUGUAAACGACAUCAUCAUCAAAGCGAUUGCGAUGGCUAGCAAAAAGGUACCUGAGGGCAAUAGUGCUUGGAUGGGUGACGUCAUUAGACAAUACAAUAACGUCGAUGUAAGUGUGGCGGUCAGCACAGAAGACGGUUUGAUUACGCCAAUAGUCUUCAGCGCAGAUACGAAGGGUAUAGUGCAAAUUAGUAAGGACGUGAAAGCGUUGGCUGCGAAGGCAAGAGAAGGGAAACUGCAACCACAAGAAUUCCAGGGCGGAACUAUAACGGUGUCUAAUCUGGGAAUGUUCGGUAUUAAGAACUUUUCCGCCAUUAUAAAUCCGCCUCAGUCCAUAAUCCUUGCUGUGGGCACUACUGAAGCGAGAUUAAUACCUGCCAAGAAUGAGCAAGGAUUCACAACUGCCCAAUACAUGUCCGUCACUGCCAGCUGCGACCACCGUACCGUGGAUGGUGCGGUCGGUGCCCAGUGGUUAGCUGCUUUUAAGAGCUUCAUGGAGAACCCCACAAACAUGCUAUUGUAGUAAGUCCGACCGUUAAAGUGUUCAAUGGCGUAGUUUGAGUAAGCGCAAAAUACAUGAAAAAGAAAAAACACAAAAACGUUCUUCUGUUCAGGUACGAAAGGUGACGAUGAAUGUCCUGUAUAUUUGUGUAUAGUACGGUGUUGAAUUACUUUACGCAUUUGCAAAUUAACGAUUUUUGAUAGGAUCCAAGCUUUAUGCGGGCACAGUAUCUUUCCUUUCCGGUCGACGCGUCUUCCAAACUCUGGACCAACGUGUCACGAACAUCGCAACAAAUAUUAUUUCUUUACACGAUGUAGAAAUUUACAUAUGUGGUUUUUCACAGAAUGUAAAAUAAGUGGCUGACGAUCAAAUAGUCAGCGUAGAAGCGGAAACUGUAUAUCUACCGUUUUUAAAUUUUUUGCGAUUCUUUUAAAAAGACGUUUUUCUGAAAAUUUACUAGAAAAACCACAAAAAUCUCCCUCCCCUGCGAUAGUAGUGGCCACCUGUAAAUAUGUGUAUUUAUGAGAUGUAAUUAUGGCCCUCCUAUUUAAGCGCAGAAUUAAUUUCUUAGUUAGGGAAAAAACACUGAGAAAAGAAAAACAAAAUGUGUCAAAAUGUUUAUAGUAAAUAAAUACGAAUACACUAUAAA